UCCAGCACCCUCUGUAAAAUUAGCGAAUACUGCAGCAAGAAGUGAGUGUGUGUGUAUGUGUGUGUGUCACGAUCAAGAAGCAAGACCAAGCGGGGAUUAAUAUAUAUAUAUAUAUAUAUAUAAUAUAUAUAUAUAUAAAAAUCUCUCAUCUGGCUGGCGACAGAGAUGGCAGCCAUUCGGAAGAAGCUGGUGAUUGUUGGGGAUGGAGCUUGCGGAAAAACAUGUCUUCUUAUUGUUUUCAGUAAAGACCAGUUUCCUGAAGUCUACGUCCCAACAGUGUUUGAGAACUACAUCGCUGAUAUCGAGGUUGAUGGAAAGCAGGUGGAGUUGGCGCUGUGGGAUACCGCAGGCCAAGAGGACUAUGACAGGCUGAGGCCUCUCUCCUACCCGGACACAGAUGUCAUCCUCAUGUGUUUCUCCAUUGACAGCCCUGACAGUUUAGAAAAUAUCCCUGAGAAGUGGACACCCGAGGUGAAGCACUUCUGUCCCAAUGUUCCCAUCAUCCUGGUGGGGAACAAGAAGGACCUGAGGAAUGACGAGCACACACGGAGAGAGCUGGCCAAGAUGAAACAGGAGCCAGUGAAGGUGGACGAAGGCAGAGAUAUGGCCGGCAGGAUCAGUGCUUUUGGCUACUUGGAGUGCUCUGCCAAGACUAAGGAUGGCGUGCGGGAGGUGUUUGAGAUGGCCACUAGAGCAGCGCUGCAGGUUCGCAAGCGCAAGAAGAGAAGCGGCUGCACUCUGCUGUGAGCAGUUCAAACAGUGUAAAAUCAACUGACCAACAGGAGAAAAACAACCUACGUGAAAAGGACUGACCUUUUACCAAACGGCAACUCUGUACUGUAUCUCGCAUUUCACGAUAAUGGGUGGGCAGAUGAAUCGAAUGCAAACACAUUUAAUACAGGAAAUGGACUUUGUCUAUAUUACAGCCGUGGUUAGAAAUUGGUGUUUAAAGUUCCUUGUUGAUUUGAUUUUUUUUGUUUCCAAAAUCACUCUUUACACAUAGAACGUUUUCCUACUUGUUUUUUCUUUAUAUUUGUAAUGUAAUGAGGCAGUGAUAGAUGCACAUAUUUGUAUGCAAUAUUGUUCUUCACAAGCUCGGGCGAGCAACAUCCUUUUUAGCUUGUAUAAAGUCUUCAUGAAUACGGUCUUGUCCAAACAGUCCAGACUGUCCUGUUAGUAUCAGUCCUGUUAGUAGUUGUGAUAGAAAAUGAAAGAUGAUAUCUUAAAGCUAGUGCCUUUUUUUGUUUUGUUUUUAAGUUUGUUCACCUCCAUCUACUUCUCAUGUUUGUCAGCUAGCUAACAUUUCAGCUGAGGGCCUCUCCAUUGUACUGUAGCUCAUUUUACACAGUGUUGUCAUUGUGAAACCUGAGCAAAGCCAUAACUAAGGCUUUCAGUGCUGCUGACAACUCAUGAAGCACAACAAAUGGUUGCCUGUGUCAUUUUUGUCAGCGUACCCUCAAACAUUCUCCAUUUCCAGUCCACUCACAUUGAGGAUAGAGAAGGUAGUCAUCUCUUGUAAUGUGAUAAUGCUCAGCAAAGUAGUAAGCCUCCUAUUCUGUAUGAGAAUAAGAUUUGAUUAUUCACAUGCAUCCCUCAUAACUGUCACUAAUCUGUGCAGUGGACCUAGAUGGAGGGAUGAGAACUGACCAAUUGAGACGCAAGCCAAUAUGACUCAACUAUGCACAAUAGCUGUUAGGACCAACAGGGAGAUGACACAUCUGAAACAGAAAUCACAUGUGGGCCAAGGCCUGGUGAAUCCUCCUUUGUUUGUUUAUUGCGAGUGACUGAGUUCAGCUCUUCUUCUGCUACAACGCAAAUGAGCCGGUCACGCCUGCCGGAGGAAUCUCUGUGUUGGACAGGUUAGCCCAGUCAUGGUAAUGAUGUCUUGUUAAAGCUGUUAGCCUGUUGCGUGUGGAGCUUUCUAGUCAGACGACAUUCUUUACAUGUUUUCGAAGGAGCUGAGCUGUGCGUGAGGAGUUUGUUUUUCCCUGGUGCCUUCUCUGUUCUGGUGUGCCUUUGGUUGUCCUCUCCCAGACCAGAUAGACCAGCUGCACUAUGCCAACCUGAUACUGACUGAUGAGGUCAGAAGUGACCUUUCUGGCAUGUUUCACAAAGCUCAGAUCUUUGCAUGGCUUGAAAAACAGCAAGAGGUGUUCAGUUUGCUAAAAUGUGUGCCCUCCCAAAUAGUAAGAUUUUAUCUACAAAUGCAGUCUCAUCUUCAUUAUCUUGGCAGAUAAGCUUGAUUAUGCCAAUUUACGUCAUGCAGUUUCAUGAAGAAUUCAUCAUGGGAAAAUUACAAAACUAGUAUCAUCACAUAUUUCAUCAACAUCAUGGGGAAAACAUCUGUCUGAAGCCAUAGAGAUGCUCUUUGACGUUUCAGAGUUGAUUUUCAGAAUUCAACUGUGGCAAGAUGGAAAUUAGGCUCAUUGGUCUGUCUUUUAUCUUGAUCAGUGUAGGUCUUGAGCUUUGUUCCCUGGCAAAAGAAGCAUUUGAUAUUUUAUGUUGUAUGUUAAAAAGAUGCAGAAGAUCAAGGGUUCACGCUGUAUUUUACUUUGGAGACAUGUCAGAGACUGUCCACUGGUCCCAACUUUCACUCCAGUUUCCUCUCAGAAUACUUGAUCAUGAACUUGACCUAAAUAUAUAUUACAGCUUGAUAUACAAUGCUCAAAAAGGCCCAGCAACUGUCCUCAGGCACAGACUCUUCACUGCAUUCCUUUUCUUCACCUCUAUUGCUCAUCCACGUACUGUACAUGUCCCUUGGUUGCAUGUUGCUGUCAGCAAAGAAAAGGGUGGAUGUUGAAAAAUGUGUGUGGCAAAACAGUAUCUUUGAUGUUGCAUGAAACCUCCUUAUAAUGCCAGGAUAGGCACCAAACCUACCAGCUGGCAAGGUUUGUAUCUAUUAUGAUGUAAUGCCAUUUGAUUUCCUUUUUUUUUUUUGAGAAGGAGGAGGGGGAGAGAGGGGGCAUUGAUUACAAUCACACACAAGCACCAUAUUAAUGUUUUUACCUCAAAUCUUUAUAGGGUGGAUGCUAUGUUUUAACCCUGGACUUUUUGCAUUAUUGUGGACAAAUAGCACACUAAUAAGUCAAGAGUAAUUCAGAUUCAGAUCCUUACAACUAAAGAUUUUUAUCAAUGAAAGCAAAAGUCUUGAGUUAUGCGCUUCAUAGUUGUGACAUGAUGUUCAUGGGUCUCAACAAGCUUAAAGCCAAGGAAUUCUUGGGAAUUAGAGGUCGGCAGAGAUAGUUGAAUAACUUUCACAGCUCGAAGCACAGCGUAAUGAUGAAAGCAUUCCAGUAGAGCAGCAGAGGGUCUAGUGUUGAACAUAUCACAAAUAGCAUGUAUUAUACUGCUGUUAAUGUGUAUGCAGAUAACGUUGCGCUAUAUCAAAAGUUGUUCUUACGAUGUUGAUGCAUGCAUGAGAAACCGUGGGUCUUUACAGUGCACACACACACAUACACAAGCGGCACAUGUCUUUGGGAACAGCUUCUGCUCAGUGUUGUGUAACUUUUUCUUUCUUUCUCUGGAAGUAUUUGAAAUUAUAAAGGAUCCAGAUUUAUAUAAAAGUUCAUUGUAAUAAUGCUUUGUAAACAGAAAAGUGUUGUAGUGAAUGUUUGAUCUGAAGUGAACAUGAACAUUGUUAAUAAACUAUUUUUGAGACAA
Molecule: messenger RNA, 3660 nt
Organism: Lates calcarifer (barramundi perch)
Lineage: Eukaryota; Metazoa; Chordata; Actinopteri; Centropomidae
Gene: rhoca
Product: ras homolog family member Ca
Exons: 5
Coding region: 166-747 (193 amino acids)
Biological process (GO): small GTPase-mediated signal transduction
Cellular component (GO): neuron projection
Molecular function (GO): GTP binding; GTPase activity
Source: RefSeq, a predicted model, not a curated record